AUGAAUGGGAAAUGAAAACGACUAGCUCAGCUAGCUAGUAAUAGCUACUUCUUAAAGAACAACAGGUUCGAAACUCCUGAUAUAACUAGCUAUGUAAUUUACCUAUAAGUUUUAGAUAUACAGGAGGCAUUUCUGAAUCGUUAUUCAUAAUACCGAUAUUACGGGAUCCACCUGAAUCGAGUUAGCUCCUGCUGUUUUUAGCUAACGAUGUCAGCUAGAACGAUGUAGGUUAGCUAACUGGUUAGCUAGCAAAAGAACUGUAGCUACUGUUGUUUAUCAACCUAACUAAACUAUCACACUCAGUCUUAAAUCGAUUAGUCAGUUAGCUACCCUACGUGAUUGUCUUUUCAUUUUGUAAGCCUUUUAGAAUCACCUACCAGCUGCCGUUUUUUGUUUGUUUACCUCGGAAGGUCUUCUGCCAUGCCUUUCUGUGAAAUCUGUAGUGAAGUGCUUGAAUCUGACUCAGACAUGAGAACUCACCUUCUCCUGAGCCACCUGGAAAAUGAAAUGAGUUGUCCGUUCUGCUCACUGUCAGGUGUCUCUUAUGACGACCUACACUUUCACAUCUGCACAGCACAUAAAGAGACGGACUCGCAGCACUCUGUUGUCCCCAGUGCUACAGGCAAUGCGCGUAGAAGCUCAGCUGUAACCGAGAUUACAAUAACCAGUGCUAAAGGGACAUCGGAGUAUUCACCAGCUGUACGUAAGAAAAGGGUAACCCAGGCUUCCUCAGAGGCUUCUGGUCAUCAUGCACUUUGUCUGAAGAAUGGGGCAACUGCUUCUAAUGCAGGGACUGCACUUACGCAGGGAGCCACAUCCAGGGAAGAGGCAUCACGCACUGCAGUAGCUGCUCCGAGCAGAACUAAAAAGCCACUCAGACAUGCACCCAAUUUCCUCGGUCGACAGGCUCAGGAGGAACCAUCUAAACAUCACAAAUCAAAACAGCAACAUCUGUCUUCUAAGAAAGGACAUAAGUUCACAUGUCCCAUGUGCACUCUAGUCUGCGCUGACUGCUUCAUUCUUCAGGAACACGUGGAGCUGCAUCUCCAGGAUCAGGCCGAAUGUGAAGGUGUGCAGAAGUAUGAAUGUCCGCUGUGUUCUGUGACCUGUGUGGACAGCAGCUCACUGCAGGAGCAUGUGGAGCUGCAUCUGGAAUACGGCCCAACUGCAAGUGAAGGGGAUUCAUGUAGAGACCUAAGGCUGGCCAGGAAGCUACAGGAAGAAGAGGAGCAGAAGAGGAAGGCAGAAGGAUCCAGACAGGAAGCUGAGGAUUUUAAACAACUACAGAGACAGUUUGGAUUGGAUAAUGGUGGUGGCUAUCGUAGGCAAAUGGAGAGGAGCUUGGAGAGAGCUGUGUCGCAAGGGCGCUUGACCCCAGCUGAUUUCCACAGAAAGAGGGUGGAGAUGAUGGAAUCUUUGGCCUCAGGGAUGGAUGAUGGGCGAACCCAAACAACAGGGCUGCUUGCAGUUGUGUACGAGUUCUACCAGCGUGAGGCUUGCGCCGGGACCCACGUAUGGCUGUGUGCUGACACGGACCACUACUCGACUUCAGCUGGAGACAGAGGAUGGGGCUGUGGCUAUAGAAAUUUCCAGAUGCUGCUGUCGUCCCUGCAAAGGAUGGAGCAAUACAACACUGCACUAAACACCCUGCGAGGCUCCAUUCCCAGCAUUCCCCAGGUGCAGGCUCUAAUUGAGGCAGCAUGGGCUGAGGGUGUGGACCCUCAAGGUGCUUCCCACUUCAGUGGGCGUUUGCAGGGCACCCGUGCCUGGAUCGGUGCAACCGAAAUCUAUGCUGUCCUCACGGCCCACCAAGUCAGGGCCCGUAUUUUUGACUUCCACCAGCCCACGGGCCCAAGUGGCACACACCCUAAACUGUUUGAGUGGGUGAAAAACUACUUCUCCCUCCCCUCCAGUAGGGGUAGUAGAUUACCUCCCAGAGUGGUGAAGACAACUCUACCACCCAUCUACCUCCAGCACCAAGGCCACAGUCGCUCCAUCGUAGGAGUGGAGCAGAGGAGGAAUGGCAGCAUGUGUCUGCUGCUGUUGGACCCAGGCUCUUCUCCUGCAGAGAUGAGGAAACUGCUCACCCAAAAUGCGGCUUCUGCUUCCAUCACCCACAUGCGCAAGUUCCCUGGCCACCUCAAACACAGGCAGUACCAAAUGGUGUUGGUUGAGGGUUUGCUAUCCCCAGAGGAGAAACAGAUCCGUAUUCUUAACUCAAAAACUUUACAUGCUGAGAGAAUUCCCUGAAGUCCCUGUACAAGGACUGGCGAACUAAUGGUUUUUACAACUGAAGUCUUCAUCCCUGCAUUGGAUAUUAUUAUUAAUAAUAUUAUUAUUAUUAUUACUAUCCUGCUUUGCACUGAGUGAAUGUGUGAUCUUUUUUUAAACAAAAUAAUAAACAUGAAGUUUUAUUUUUGUGUAAAUGUUACGUUCCAAGCAAUUGCAGUUGUGUAACAGUUAGAUAAGUAAAAAGCCAUGUUUUCCAGCUAAGUGACCUUGUGAAGCUACAUGUAAUUACUGACACUUUCUUCAUUAGUUUUUUCUCUUCCUCUUUCGCAGUAGAAGCACAGCGAUCAGCUGUGGAGCAUGUGUGUUCAUUACCCACUGUGAUGGGGGAACAGUUAACACAUUUUUUAAAUGAAAUUCCAUUAUGCAUUGCUUUCAUAUGCAGUCUUCUCAGACUGUUUAAACCAGACGUGAAGACCAAUACGAGUGUAUAGUAAGUUCUGCCGGGCUGGGUGAAGAGCUGUAGAUUCUGAGCAUGUUCAACAGGGAUCAGGCUUAACAGCAUUUACACUGUGUUUACAGAAAUUAACAGAUGCUCCUGACCAGAGCAGUUUACAAACUUCUUUCCAUAGGCGUUAUCCUAGUGCUAGGACAUGGUCUAAAGAUACCAUCAAAUUAAAGCCAUGUCAUGGCUAAGAAGGCAGUGCAGGAAAAUACUCUGACAGGAGUCAGGAGAUUUGUGUUUUGUUUGUUUGCUUUAAAUUAGUAUGCAUAUUAAAUAAAUGCAGGGUUAGUGAUCUUUGAAGUGCUUCUGGAUCAUUCGUUAUCAUUUCAGUAAAGAUUUGGGUGCUAGAGAAAAGUCUUGAGGUAUGUCUUCCCUGUGCUGAGGUGAAGCAGUUCAAGACAAGCUGUACUUGAGUGUGGGAUAACACCAUUGCUUUCAGGUAGUAUGGAACUGGUCCAUUUUGAGCUUUAUAGAUAAGCAUCAGUGUUUUAAAUCUGAUGCUGGCAAGUAUAGGAAAGCAGUGAUGUGUCUGAACUUCGGAAGUUUGAAUUGCACUCUGUUUAAAGUUUUAAACGUGUAUAGGAAGGGGCUGUCAAAAGUGAGUUGCUAUCUAGGCAUGCCGCAAUCUGACUCGAAAGUUUAUCUGAGGGAAAGAGAAGAGGUCUAAGCACUGACCCUCAUGGGCUGCCUAUACAGAACCUGCAAGGAACAGAUGUGAAUACUCUCCAUGUCACUACCAUGUAAACCACUAUCAUGCUGAAUCAGUGAUGUAAGAAUAGUGAGGACCCUGUCAAAGGUGGCAAAGAGGUCUAGGAGUGUCAGGACCAUUUACAGUUUGGCUAAUGUUGCAGCAUAAUGCUUCUCAGUGAAUUGAAUGAGAGCAGUUUCUGUAAAGCAGACUGGUUUGGAUCCUGGAGUCCGUUCUGUAUAAGAAAAAGAAAAUCAAUAGUAACCAGCAUGUUUUAGAGAGAAAUAAAAGGAGAAAUCCUGGUUGGUAGCUGUGGAUAUCAAAAGGGUCAUGAGUCAUUUCAAAUUGGGUGUAUCGCUGUGGAUGAUGUUAUAGAACCAUUUAGGAUGGAUGUGAUAAAGUGGAGGAGGUCGUCUGAAAGAUCUUGGAAAGAACAGAAACAGGUGACUGCAAAAUAAGACCUUUAAUACUAUGAACAAAAGAGAAAAAAUGAACGUAAACUGUAUGGCUGGAGUGCAUUUUAUAAAAGUAAAGCAUUGCGUUUCCUUUCAUGCUGCUAAUGUGCUAAUGAGGACCACCCAACCUUUUCAUAAAAUCUGCAGUGAUGAGUGUGAUGAGGUUUGCCAGUAAUGAAUCGCAAUGUGGAGUGAUAAAUUCAGUAUAAAAGUUUGAGGAGCAUGAAAGAUGAGAUUAUAAAUUACAUCACCAUAAUCCAGAAUAGACAGUAAGGUUGUCUCCCUGGCUCUUUCCUCUCAUAUAAAGACAGACAGAAUUUAUUUUGGUACAGGAAACUAAGAUUCUGUCUACACUUGCUGAUGUUUACUAAUAUGAGCUUUAAAUGUAAGUUUAUCAUCCAGCCAUAUACCAAGGUAAUUUAAAAAAAAAAAAGAUAGGGGUGACAGUGGCAAGGAAAACCUCCCUAAAGCA
Messenger RNA from Electrophorus electricus (electric eel), 4349 nucleotides. RefSeq names its product zinc finger containing ubiquitin peptidase 1 (gene zup1). Gene Ontology annotation, molecular function: ubiquitin-like protein peptidase activity. The record is from RefSeq and is a predicted model, not a curated record. NCBI's taxonomy places the organism in Eukaryota, Metazoa, Chordata, Actinopteri, Gymnotiformes, Gymnotidae.